This is a messenger RNA of Limulus polyphemus (Atlantic horseshoe crab), 1652 nucleotides long. RefSeq lists its product as uncharacterized. Gene Ontology annotation, molecular function: RNA polymerase II transcription regulatory region sequence-specific DNA binding; DNA-binding transcription factor activity, RNA polymerase II-specific. The record is from RefSeq and is a predicted model, not a curated record. The transcript is spliced from 6 exons. Gene Ontology annotation, biological process: response to unfolded protein; regulation of transcription by RNA polymerase II. The coding region runs from base 138 to 1637 and encodes 499 amino acids. Gene Ontology annotation, cellular component: nucleus. NCBI's taxonomy places the organism in Eukaryota, Metazoa, Arthropoda, Merostomata, Xiphosura, Limulidae.
UUGAUGACGCAAGAGUUGUUUACUAAUUUAAUGUGACAAGGGACAGAGAUCUUGACAAGGUCGUAAUUUGUAGUGUUCUGAGCUAUACAUCACAAAGAAACUGAUUACUGUGUUAUUAACUAAGUUUCAACUCAUAAAUGAAUUGCUUUGAGAAGCUAACAAAAGAGACAUCCCUAAGCCAGGAAAAGAACGAAGAAACAUUCCAGUCAAAUCAAGCUUUUAAGGGAGAUGGCUAUAAUGUUUUCACAAGUAAUGCUCUUGAGCUGGGCAGCAGAAAUAAUGAAACAAAUUUCCUAAAGAUUCCUGGUUUGUGGGGAGUAAACAUAGAAGAUGAACUUAACGUGAGCACAAAUCUUCAAGAUCCUGUUGGGUUUGGAGUUCACGAAGAAAUGGACUUCGAAUCCCAGAGUUUAUUGUCUCCGUGGGUUGUUUCUGAUGACCCAGAAAGUUUUAAAAUGGAUGAUGUGUUUCAAGUGGAAAAAGACGACCUUAUCCAAGGGCCAACUUUAGCCGAACUCAAUUCCAAAGACGAGUGUCUAUUUGAUGUACUGGAAUUUGAGCAAUGGUCUAAUUUACCUGAAGAACAAGCUUUGCUGAAAAGUAACUCUUCAUCAGACAAUAUGUUUCCAGCAAAACAAACAAAAGAUUUUCAGUGCAGUGGCUUCGUUAAAUACGACACCAAACCUGCAAACGUUCAUCCGGUCAGUUCUAUUAAGUGCACUCAAUCAAAGAGGCUAUUUAGUCCCAUUCCUUCGAAGCCUCUUGAAUAUGGAAAAGGAUGUUCUAAUAUUGGAAGUUUAUAUUUGCCCAAGUCUGUUGAAGUAAAAUGUAAAACUUCGGAUAAAUGCUUCUCUCAGAUCUUCCAAUCUACUAACAUUUGUGAAUCUACCCUUCAAAGCCAGCAGAAUUUUGCUGUCACCAACUUGAAGACGUGCGACUCAAGCAACACAUCAGUUAUAUCAGUUGAUGAACAUCAUUCAGAUGGUGAAAUGAAUGAUUUUUUUGAAACCAGUGAAAAGAGAGAGAAGUUAAUAGAUGCAGAUGUUGAACACAAAAUGAUUCAGCAUGGAAAGAGAAAGAAGUUAAGAUGUUAUUUUUGGCAGUACAAUUCUCAGUCGAAAGGAGUAAACAAACGUUCAAGUUACCCGAGUAACUUUCAAGACGAUCCACACGUCCUGAACGAUAUAACUGAUCCUGUUUUUACAAAGGACAGUUCCUUGACUGGAAUUAGGCAUUCGGGGAAAGCAAGAAGAGGUGAUGGAAAUGAUUUAACUCCGAACCCUCAAAAGCUUUAUAACAUUGGGCUACAGCUAAAGCAGUUGAAUGAAGAAAUAAAGGACCUGUCACCAGAAGCACACGCAAAACCAAAAUCUCGCAAAGAAAAGAACAAGUUAGCUUCUAGGGUCUGUCGACUAAAGAAAAAGGCUCAGCAUGAAGCAAACAAAUUGAAACUUUCUGGACUUCAGAAAGAACACAGGACUCUGAUGGAUGUGAUUGUUGAAGUAAAGAAAAUGAUCAGGCAGAGAAUUGAGAGCAAGUCUGGAUUACCUUCUCUGACUUCAAAGGUGGAAUUGUACAUUCUUCAUAAAGGUCCUGAACCUGUAGCAGGCUGUGCUGCUGAGUUAAUACUGUCUUAAGUUGUUGUUUUUAUC